UUUGGAACUCAUAAGAAAGUUGUAAAUAUACAAUGGCCAGCUAAACACUUACUUACUUACUAAAUCAAUUAUUUAAUUAAACUUUCUAGCAUAUAAAAUGAACCCUCCUAGCUUAAAUAACGUACCUCUUAAUUAUAUCUGCGAAGGAUGCCUGUGUGUUGAUCGCAAGCUCACUACAAUUUACGAUGAAGAAUAUAAAAAAAUAUUUAUAGGAAUGCUGGAUUUCAUGGACCAGAUGAAUCAAGAGUGGCUGUUAUGUUGGGAAUGCAUCGCUAAAAUACGUUCUGUGAUACAUUUCAAGAAGAAAGUCCGAGCUGCCCGUGAUUACCUGCUCCAAUAUAUGGUUUACCAAACACCCAUAGCAUCACUGUCAAAUUUGAAAACAACAAUUAAUACAGCUCCAAACUACUAUUAUCAAGAUAAAGAAGAUGACAAAACCUUAUUAUCAUCGGGAGAUGAAAUUGCUACAGCUAAUUUUGUCUCUGAAAGUGCCUCAUAUAGAAACUUUAUAAAUAUAAAUGAAUCUAAUACAAGUAAUGUAGCUCCGUGUACUGAAAAUCAAUUUACUGAAACGAACAAUGGUGUUUCUGAAAUAAGAGAUAGUACAAAUGAGAAUGAAAGUCAAUCUUCGUUUACUAUAAAAAUUGAAGAUAAUGAUUUUGACAAUGAAGGGUUUUGUGGAGAUGAAAAUAAUAGUUUGAUAGGUGAUAAAGAGGUUUUUACUGAAACUAAGGCUGAUGACGAACUUAUCACACAAGCACCUGCUCCCAAUAAAAAGAAAAGGAAAAAGAAGAAACGUAAAAAAGAGGAGUUUAACUCCUCUGAUGAUGAACCACUCAAACCUAGUAAGAAAGAGAAGAAAGAUAAUCAGAUGAAAGGAAAGUCAUUGGAAAAGGAAGAAACAGAGGACAAAACGGCGAAAAAGCGUCGCAAGCGAGAGAAGCCGGCGGGGGUGGUAAACAACCCCCGUGUCGACAGGAACCUGGCACAGCUCAAUGUGAAGGAUGGACAGGUUGAGAUGAUAGUACUUAGCUGGGAGGAGGUAGAGGCAGAACGGCAACGCGCCCGAGAGAGCAUAGUAUUCACCCGACACGAGUACCGCUGUGACGACUGCAUUCUCGGGUUCAACCACCGGUUCAAACUGAACAACCACAUGGCCAAGCACGCCCCUUCAGCCGGUCCCGCGGAGUGUCCAGUUUGUCGCGUCCGCUGCCGAGACGACCACGCUCUGGUCGCCCAUAAGCGACGGCAUCGGGUGAGAUGGCGCUGCGUAGAGUGCGGGGAGCUGUCAUCGCGCGCGGCCGUGGCGGCGGACCAUGUUGCGCGCGCGCACGGCGCCGCGCCCACGCACACGUGUCGUCGCUGCGGAGACACUUUAGAGUCACUCGCAAAACUUCGAAACCACAUGAAGAACCACGCAGAACGGCAAAAAUGCGAGCUGUGCGGGAAAACGUUCAGAGACCGGUCGUCGCUAAGGACACAUUUGUUCAUUCACGGUGGAGAGAAAGAAUACUCAUGUCCACAUUGUGACAAACGGUUCCUGUUCAAGAAGGCGAUGGAGGUCCACUUGGUGACGCACGUCGCGUCCGCCCGUCUCUACUGCCUUGAGUGUGAUAUGACGUUCAAGAACCGCAUGUCAUAUUACCAGCACAAGAAGUACAACUUGAAGCAUAUCGACCCCGAGAAACUGAAGUACAAAUGUCCCCUGUGUGACAAGAAAUUCCUGAAAGCAGCCCGACUCGAGGAGCACAAUAUGGCUGUGCAUUUGAAAGUGACGCCUAUACGGUGCACGAUGCCUGACUGUGACUUUGCUUGCUCGUCGAAACCGGUUCUGCGCACGCACAUACGCAUGGUGCACCGCAACCUGCGCUUCGUGCGUAACCACGUCUGCGACACCUGCGGCAAGGCUUACAUGACGAAGAAGACUCUAGAAGGCCACAUGCGAAGUCACACUGGGGAGAGACCCUUCCACUGCAAUCUCUGCUCGUCUACAUUUUCUUACGAGGCGGCCUUGUACAAUCACAACAAACUCGUCCAUCUCAAGGGCAAGGUAACGCGGCGGGCAGACUGGCCAGUCAUAUAGCCACGCAUUUCUGUUAGUACUACAAUUAUUGUACCCAACCAAUGUACGUAAAGUUGGCGCCACCUGACGGUCAUGAGCACCGCACUUAGUAUGUCUAGACCAUUUACGUGGUGACCUGUACAAACGCAAUUACAAAAGUUUACGACGCCACGUCACGGCAUUUACGUUUAGAAUUUCAAUCUCCAUAUUUAA
This is a messenger RNA of Cydia strobilella, 2275 nucleotides long. RefSeq names its product zinc finger protein 845-like. NCBI's taxonomy places the organism in Eukaryota, Metazoa, Arthropoda, Insecta, Lepidoptera, Tortricidae. Gene Ontology annotation, molecular function: DNA-binding transcription factor activity; RNA polymerase II cis-regulatory region sequence-specific DNA binding. Bases 98 to 2083 code for a protein of 661 amino acids. The record is from RefSeq and is a predicted model, not a curated record. Gene Ontology annotation, biological process: regulation of transcription by RNA polymerase II. The transcript has 15 exons.